Messenger RNA from Arabidopsis arenosa, 770 nucleotides. Lineage: Eukaryota; Viridiplantae; Streptophyta; Magnoliopsida; Brassicales; Brassicaceae. The record is from the annotation of a GenBank genome assembly.
AGUAGACAGUAAAACAUUGCAAGAGUGAAUAAUUCCACAAAACGGCAUACAAGGCUUUGAAAAUGUUUUUAUUGAAUUCCUAAUUUCUUUGCUACUCAUAGAGUGCUGACUAUACAUACACAGCAACGAGCAGAGAGAGAUCUUGCAAUUGCUCGGCUUGAGCAGAGCAGGAUAUUACUAGCAAUGAGAUUGGCUGAACACCACGGCAAGAACUAUGGAGUCUUAGAGGAAGCUCUUCAAUUUGUUGGAAGCAUUAAAACCACCUCGCAUUACGUUUCACCUGAUCACCUCUACGAUUCCUCUCCAAACCCAGACGGAGCAAACUCUACUCCUGGUGGAAUAAAGUCAAACUUUGUGAUCAACGCCUUUGCCUCAACUUUCGGGUUUGCAAAAAGAGCACUUGGAUUCAACCAUGUGAAAGGUGUACUUGGAAACGCUGCUAUAUUCGCCAUUAGCAUGGUCGCUAUGCUACAUCUUCACCAAGUGGCUACUAGUGAACAUCAUCUACAGAAGAAAGAAGACAGAUUCUACAGAAGCCAACAGAGGAAAACAUACGGAAGAGAUAAGUCUUCAGGUGACAGAAGUUUGGACCACUUGGACGUGAUGAUGGCUCGUGGUUAAGACCAGGGAUCAAACUUGUCUACACGUGUUGAUACUCGGAUGCAUUUUGAUAAAAGACAUAACGAGAAAAACUAUGAAGAGAAGAGAUAAUUGUUGCUCUCAUAUGAUCUUCUAGGUUUCGAUACUAUCAGUAAAAGGAUAAGAAUUUG